CUAUCCUGGGAACUGACAUUGACCUUCAGACUAUAGACAACGAUAUUGUCAGCAUGGAGAUUUUUUUCAAAGCCUGGCUACAUAACAGUGGAACCGACCAAGAACAUAUCCAUGUUCUUCUUCCUUCAAAAUGUUUCAGCAACAUUUCCAGAGCCAGAGAUAAUUCAAUGUGCCUGAAAUGUGAUCUACAAGAGCGACUGCUCAGCCCAUCCCUGCUCCCUGGCACAGCUGAUGGCUCCUUGAGAACAGAUGACCCCAAAGGACACUUUAGUACACUCUACCAGAUGGCUUCCCUGUCAUCAGCUUCUCGUUACACGCUCCAAGUGAUCAAGGCUCUAAAAUCUAGUGGGGUCUGUGAGUCAUUGACAUAUGGACUCCCAUUCAUCCUCAGACCCACAAGCUGUUGGAGGCUGGACUGGGAUGAGUUGGAGACAAACCAGCAGCAUUUCCAUACUUUGUGUCAUAGCCUUCUGAGCAUGCUGGACAGCCUGGAGCUGGAGCCCACCUACAACCCCUUGCAGGUUCAGAGCCACCUGUACUCACACCUGAGCAGCACCUUAGCCAAGCCUCAGGGGCGGCUUCACCCAAGCUGGGAGAGCCGGCCCCAGAGAAAGCAUCCCUGCAAGGUUGGGCAGCUGCAGACCAACCGAGCUCGGGCCACAGUAGCCCCCCUGCCUAUGGCUCCUGCCCCAGGCAGAGCCCCCAAGAUGCCAGCAGCCAGCAAAGCUUCCUCAGAAGACUUCUUCCUGCCUUUGGAGUGGGAGGAGUAUCCCUCGGGGCCCUAA
Molecule: messenger RNA, 785 nt
Organism: Carlito syrichta (Philippine tarsier)
Lineage: Eukaryota; Metazoa; Chordata; Mammalia; Primates; Tarsiidae
Gene: M1AP
Product: meiosis 1 associated protein
Exons: 6
Coding region: 54-785 (243 amino acids)
Biological process (GO): spermatogenesis; male meiosis chromosome separation; meiosis I
Source: RefSeq, a predicted model, not a curated record